This is a messenger RNA of Bipolaris sorokiniana ND90Pr, 1156 nucleotides long. RefSeq lists its product as uncharacterized. Lineage: Eukaryota; Fungi; Ascomycota; Dothideomycetes; Pleosporales; Pleosporaceae. The transcript is spliced from 3 exons. The coding region runs from base 21 to 857 and encodes 278 amino acids. Gene Ontology annotation, cellular component: 90S preribosome; nucleus. The record is from RefSeq and is a predicted model, not a curated record.
CACAAAACACUGUCCCCGCCAUGUCAGAUUCUGGACAGGAAGGAGGCAUACCCCUCAUUGAGGCGCAGUUUGACAUUGACGCUUCUUCCAAAAAGAGGAAAAGAGAAGCCGAGCCUGAGGCAACCAAGGACGGCAAGAAAGCUGCCAAAAAGGCCAAGCGCAAGGAAAAGAAGAAGCAGAGAGCAAAGGCGAUAGAUGAGGAUGAUUUGGAUCAGCAGUUGGGAGUGAACCACGCUUUCGAGCGCAUGGAUGGCCAGCUACUAGCAGACUACGUCAACGCGCGAACGCGACUAUACGGACAAGAGUUGAGCAGUGUAGAGCUGGCGGACAAGUUCAUUUCCGCACGCACUGUACAAGAUAGCACGAGCUGGAGCGAGCCACGAACGACGGAUAACCUAUCAGCCUUUCUCAAGAAGCAGGCAGGUGCACUGGCACCAACGCCUUCGAAGCCGCCCGGAGCACCACACACGAUUGUGGUGACUUUGUCUGGGAUUCGAGCGGCCGAUGUAUGCCGGUCUCUGAAGGCGGGAUUGCCCAAACAAGGAGUUCAAAAGCCGAAUGUCGCAAAGCUAUUUGCAAAGCAUCUCAAACUGGCGGAUCAGGUAGCGCAGUUGAAGAAGAGCAAAAUCGACUAUGGGGUUGGAACGCCUGAUCGACUGGUGGCAUUGCUUGAGGAUGGGGCACUUUCAACGGCCAACCUGAAGCGAGUCGUUGUGGAUGUAUCUCAUAUUGACCAAAAGAAGCGCGGAAUUCUGGACAUGAAGGAGCUACAUGAGGCGCUGAUGAAGCUGCUGCUGCGGAAAGAGCUAGUUGGGGAAGACAAGCAGGGAGGCGAUGGACUGUUUCUUUUCUAUUGAAGGAAGUUGGAAUUCGAUGUUGAACUUUUGAUACCCAAUGAAUCCUGGGCGCGUGUACAUGGAUAGAUACGUUGAAGACCGAGACUACAGUUCGCAGCCGUGCACGCGGCAUGGCGACAGUGCAGCGAGGCUUGUUUUUUUCUUACAUGACGUUGAUAUAUGUUUUUGGUGUACUUGGAGAGGGUGGAUAGAUAUGUGAGUGAGGGCAAGAGGGGCAAGUGUGUCGUGGGGGGGAGAAUCGGAAACAAGCAGUCCAGGACAGGGCAGGAAUGCAGGAGGGACGUCUCGAGACGGUGGCU